Rosa rugosa (rugosa rose) is the source of this 2544-nucleotide messenger RNA. RefSeq lists its product as uncharacterized. The record is from RefSeq and is a predicted model, not a curated record. Lineage: Eukaryota; Viridiplantae; Streptophyta; Magnoliopsida; Rosales; Rosaceae. Bases 1774 to 2181 code for a protein of 135 amino acids. The transcript has 3 exons.
CUCUGACAUAAUUAACUACCCCUCCCUUCUCUCUCUCUCUCUCUUCUUUGUGAAGCCAGUAGCCACCAUCUCUACCUUCACUCCCUUCUCUCUCUCUCUCCCCUUUGCGAAACCAGUAGCCAGUUAGCCACCAUCUCCACCUUCUCUCUUCAUCCAUUUUUUCAUUAACAGAAUGCAUUAAUCAUUACCAAGAAGGCAAGAAUAGAGGCGUGGAGCUGCGGUGGCUGGAGGGGCCGUGGGGAGCUCCGGUGGACGUGUGGAGUAGAGGCACGGUGGCUUGGUGGGGAGAGCGAAUAAAGGUGCGGUCUAUUUUUUCAGUUUUGGGGUCAAAUGGGUUUUGGGUUUUGCUGCUGUCGAGUUUAGGUUUCGGGAGGACAAAAAAAAAAAAAAAAAAGGAGGAAACCGCCUAGCCGCUCAGACCGCCCAGGCGGCCGCCCAAAUCAUAUCCGCCUAAGGCUUCCGAUUUGCCAUAACUCGCCUCGGUCUGCUGCCGCCCAGCGCCUAAGCGGCCUGGGCGGCCGAGUUUUAGAACACUGCUUAAACUUCAUUCUUAAUCUUUUCAUUCAUCGUUAAACCCUAACAUUUUCUUUCUUAGCAUUCAUCUUCUUCAAUCGUUCUCGUGUUAUGCUAACAACUUUUAUGCCUCGAAAUGUAUCAUAUUAUCGCUACUUGGAGCCUAAAAAUGAGGUGAUCGCACUUUUGUUUUCCUGUUUCUUUGUUUAUGAUUAUAGAACUGAAAACUACACAUUGGCGUUGUCUCUUCACUAUCACUCUCACUCUGAAAUUAAUCACUUGCUACUGAAAUGACCCAUCGUUUUAAUUUAUUACUGCUUUGGAAUCUGCGCCGUGCAAACCCGCCGUUUUCGGUAUGUAUAUUGGCCCCCAUUAUGGGUUUAAAUGGGGUUUGGUUAUAGCUUACGAUGGCACAUGUUAUGCAGGUUCUUGUUCUCUAUUUCUAACUACUUCCAUUAAAGCUCAAAGCUUUGCCUCCUUUUGCUAUCAAAAUUUGUUGUGCUUUGCUUAAUUAGUUAUGGAUUAAUUCCAGAUUACCCACUUCAACUUUGGGACAAUCUUCAUUUUAGUCCCUGUUCUUUUAAUUUCAUCAGCUAUACCCCUGUGCUUCCAAAAUUAAUCAACCGUGUCCGAUUUUGUUAAUUCUGUCUAAAGAUUCCGUCAACUGAUGACGUGGCAGGAAGGGGGAUGCAAAAAGUCAAAAAUACCCUUUUAGACUAUUUUCCCUCCUUUUGGCGUGCAUCCCCAGAAAAGUUUUCACACCCCCCCUCCAACUCUGCGUCCAUCCCCAAAAACCUGAACUCUUAUCCAUUACGCUCCCAUUACCACUAAUUCAGUCUAAAUUCUUGACUCCUAUCCAUUACGGUCCCAUUACGGUCCUGAAAAUUUGAAAACCCAACUGAACCUGGAUUUCGUCUUCCAUUAUAGCUCCAUCUUCAGACUACCUAUCCCAAUCUCUAGUUUGAGGUUGAAAGCACAUGGCUGGUAAUGAGAUUGAAGAGUGGGUACCGAGAACGGAAGAAGGAGGUGAUGAUAUCCCUAAUUACGGUGGGUUUCGGUUUACCUCAAAUUUUGUGUAAGAAAUCGAUUAAUGGUUUAAGGGUUUAGCUUGGUUGAUAAGGGUUGAGAUUUAAGGUUUCAUAUUUUAAAACUUUGGUUUUGAAUGUCGGGUUUUGAGAAUUUCAAAAAUUUUCAUUUGGGGGUUUCGAUGAACAAUGAGACGUAGGGUUUAGGAGCUUAUUAUUUUGGUGGUUUCGAGUUAUGCCUGGGGUGAUGUUUGUGUUAGUGGCUCUGCACUUUGGUUUAUAUACUACAGAGACCUUCACACAGUCAGAGAGUCCGAGGAGCCAAAGCCAAAUCAAAACCCGUCCUUUCGAACACUCCGAGGGAUCACUCACACACCCAUUUCUCCAACAACUCUUCUCUUUCGAGGUUUCGCAUGAUCUGAGUUUCCCAACUCCUAUAUUAAGUCCUUCUACAUCGCCCAUAACCAUUCUUGAUCCAAUCAUGUCUCACUUGGCUCUCUCUCAGGUUUCACUUACUACUACUGUUCCUGCUGGAAGUGACUUAUCUCUGAGAAGAUCUGUGUUCAAGUGCAUCCUGAGUUAUUCACAAUCAAGAUGUACCAUGGUGGAAUUAUUAGGGAGCAGCAACAACAACCACUGCUAAAGCAACAACAAAGUCGAGCACUGCUUCACCCACUACACAAGCUGCUAGAGCAAACAGUAAAGCUUCUACCUCUGCAAAGUCUUCAACACCAACAAGAUCAUCACAGAGGAUUAGAGCUGGAAAGGAGGCAUGAAAAUAGACCUAGGAGGCUGAGAUUAGCAAGCCAGGUUAUUUUAUAUUGAUUGAUGAAAUGUUGCAUUAUUUUGUGCAACCUUGUGCUGUGUCACAAGGUUGCUGGGUCUAAUCUUUUGUUAUGAUGAUUAGAGCUAAUAUGGACAAAGCAACUAUUUCCAACUUUUUUUGUUGUUGUUUUGAUGCGAAACAGUGAAAUGCAUCUUAUUGGCUGCUAAUUCUUACGACAAU